AAUAGUGAGCACGAACCAAAUAAUUAACUUCUCUUCUCUCCAAAAAAUGGCAAGUUAUUUUAGACUUUCAAAACCUUUGAUUAUGCUAUGGUUAACCUACAUAGUGGUCACACAUGCAGAAUCACAACCAUGGUCAUUACUCCAAGCACCAAAAGAGCUAACCCUAAAGCUUAUUCGUGACCCCGUGACCCUUUCACUAGCUUCAACAGAUUAUGGCCACAUAGUUCAUGACAACCCUUUUGCAAUUUUCGCACCAUCCUCCAUUAGUGACAUAUCCGACUUGAUAAAAUUCUCAAAUUCUCUGCCCAUCCCUUUCACCAUAGCUCCUAGAGGGCAAGCACACUCGGUUCAUGGACAAGCCAUGACAAGUGAUGGCGUUGUGAUGAACAUGACCGAGUUGAACGAGUUUAGAAAUGGUGCUGGAAUUGUUGUAGUGUCUGAUGAUGCAAGUGCUCCAUAUGCUGAUGUGGGUGGUGAACAAAUUUGGAUUGAUGUGUUGCAUGCAACACUUGAACGUGGACUCACACCCCUCUCUUGGACUGAUUACUUGUUCUUAUCGGUUGGUGGAACUCUCUCCAAUGCCGGCAUAAGUGGCCAAACAUUUAGGUUUGGUCCUCAGAUUUCCAAUGUUCAUGAGUUGGAUGUUGUUACAGGGAAAGGAGACCUAGUGACUUGUUCUGCGGAGAACAACUCAGAGUUGUUUUACAGUGUUCUAGGAGGUUUAGGUCAAUUUGGGAUUAUAACGAGAGCAAGAAUAGCCCUUGGCCCCGCACCAACCAGGGUGAAACGGCUCCAUUUGUUUUACAACGACUUUUCUGCAUUUUCUGGAGACCAAGAACACUUGAUUUCAUUCAAUGGAAGAAAUGAGACUAAUGCAGCUGAUUAUAUAGAAGGGUUCCUUAUGCUAAAUCAGUCACCAUUGGAGCUUUCUUUUUAUCCAGAAUCUGAUCGUCCUCGCAUAACUUCCCUUGUAACUCAAUACGGAAUCAUCUACAUCAUAGAGCUUGUCAAAUAUUACGACAAUAGUUCUCAAGAACAUGUUGACGAGGAUGUCAAACUUUUGGUCGAGGGGUUGAAGUUUGUUCCUACGUUUAUGUUCGAAAAAGAUGAAUCGUACGAAGAGUUCCUAAACAGAGUUCAUUCUGACGAGCUUAUACUAAGAUCACAAGGGCUUUGGGAGGUUCCUCAUCCUUGGUUAAACCUCUUUGUUCCAGGAUCUCGAAUCUCGGAUUUCGAUGAAGGUGUGUUCAAGGGCAUUAUUCUGAAGCAAAAUAUUAAAGCAGGACUUGCCAUAAUCUACCCCGUGAACCAAACCAAGUGGGAUGAUAAGAUGUCAGCAGUUACACCUGAUGAAGAAGUUUUCUACGUGGUGUCACUUCUUCAUGCAACUGGGUUUGAUCAGUUAGAGGAAUUUCAGGCACAAAACCAACAGAUAUUACAGUUCUGUGUGGACUCUGGUAUUGGUAUAAAGCAGUAUCUUCCACAGAACAAAACACACAAUGAAUGGGAGAAACAUUUUGGCCCGAAAUGGAAAAUUUUCAAUCAAAGAAAAGCUCAGUUUGAUCCCAACAGAAUUUUGUCACCCGGACAGGGGAUUUUCAAUUAAAUAAAAAAUAGUCUAUGAUUCAAUUUCCCAUAUUUUAUCCUAAUUUGUUGUACAGGUUAUCAAAAGUAGUUUACCAGUAUGUUUGUAUUUUAUGAAUAUUUGAAUGUCUGUAUAGGGCUUAACUGGCUCAAAACUUCAUACAUGUACCAAAUAAAGACACUAUAAAUAUAACGCAUGUCACCAUAUAUUUCUGUUCGGA
Messenger RNA from Cajanus cajan (pigeon pea), 1805 nucleotides. Its product is annotated as cytokinin dehydrogenase 3. Gene Ontology annotation, molecular function: FAD binding; cytokinin dehydrogenase activity. The record is from RefSeq and is a predicted model, not a curated record. NCBI's taxonomy places the organism in Eukaryota, Viridiplantae, Streptophyta, Magnoliopsida, Fabales, Fabaceae. Gene Ontology annotation, biological process: cytokinin metabolic process.